Felis catus (domestic cat) is the source of this 6692-nucleotide messenger RNA. RefSeq names its product mediator complex subunit 27 (gene MED27). The transcript has 9 exons. The record is from RefSeq and is a predicted model, not a curated record. NCBI's taxonomy places the organism in Eukaryota, Metazoa, Chordata, Mammalia, Carnivora, Felidae. Gene Ontology annotation, molecular function: transcription coactivator activity. Bases 38 to 997 code for a protein of 319 amino acids. Gene Ontology annotation, biological process: regulation of transcription by RNA polymerase II. Gene Ontology annotation, cellular component: mediator complex.
AAGCCGGCUUUGGAGAGCCCGCUGCGGCGGCGGCAACAUGGCGGACGUGCUAAGUGUCGGAGUGAACCUGGAGGCCUUUGCUCAGGCCAUCAGUGCCAUCCAGGCGUUGCGUUCCAGCGUGAGCAGGGUGUUCGACUGCCUGAAGGAUGGCAUGCGGAACAAGGAGACGCUGGAGGGCCGGGAGAAGGCCUUCAUUGCGCACUUCCAGGACAACUUGCAUUCGGUCAACCGGGACCUCAAUGAGCUGGAGCGUCUGAGCAAUUUGGUAGGCAAGCCAUCUGAGAACCAUCCUCUCCAUAACAGUGGGCUGUUAAGCCUGGAUCCUGUGCAGGACAAAACUCCUCUCUAUAGCCAACUCCUUCAAGCGUAUAAAUGGUCAAACAAGUUGCAGUACCACGCGGGCCUGGCGUCUGGCCUUUUGAACCAGCAGUCGCUGAAACGUUCUGCUAACCAGAUGGGGGUGUCCGCCAAGCGCAGACCAAAGGCCCAGCCCACCACGCUCGUCCUGCCGCCUCAGUACGUUGAUGAUGUGAUCAGCCGCAUCGACAGGAUGUUUCCUGAAAUGUCCAUCCACUUAUCCAGGCCCAAUGGAACAUCAGCAAUGCUUCUGGUGACCUUGGGAAAGGUGUUGAAAGUGAUUGUCGUCAUGCGGAGCCUGUUCAUUGAUCGAACAAUAGUUAAGGGAUAUAAUGAAAAUGUCUACACGGAAGAUGGCAAGCUUGAUAUAUGGUCCAAAUCCAACUAUCAAGUUUUCCAGAAGGUGACAGACCACGCCACCACCGCCCUGCUCCACUAUCAGCUGCCCCAGAUGCCAGACGUCGUGGUCAGAUCCUUCAUGGUUGGCCGCUCCCUGUCAUUAGUGCUGGAAGAGACAAACCUUAGAGUUCACGAGCACAUCCAGCAAAGGCUAAGUUGCUCUAGUGCAGAGGCCCCAAAAUACAGUGGCUUAAAGAACGUAGACCCUUCUCGGGGGCGCCUGGAUGGCUCAGUCGGUUAGGCGUCCGACUUCGGCUCAGGUCAUGAUCUCGCGGUUCGUGGGUUCGAGCCCCGCGUCGGGCUCUGUGCUGACAACUUGGAGACUGUUUCAGAUUCUGUGUCUCCCUCUCUCUCUGCCCCUCCCCCACUCACGCUCUGUCUCCCUCUGUCUCAAAAAUAAAAAUAAACAUUAAAAACAAAAGAUUUUAAAAAAAUGUGGACACUGCUCUUGCCCUGAACCCCCAAGGGGAGGCGGUUCCGAUUAAAGGACUGUUCCGCUGGGUGCAGCCACUCAGCGAUCCUGUUCCUCCUACCCUAUCGCCCUACCGCCUGGCCUAGGACGCGGUCUGCAUGGUGGCAGCUGGGCCACUGGCCCCUUCCAAGUUCACUACAAGGGAAGGAUACGUGGGAACACGUGCCCAAUGUUGUAAGACCCAGACCCAGCACUGGCACGUGUCAUUUCCGCUUGAACUUCAUUAGUAAGAACUCAGUCACAUGGCAGACCCAGCUGCAAGGGCCCCUGGGAAAUGUGGUCUCUAACUGGGCGGCCGUGGGUCCGGCAGAAACUCUCUCUGAAGGGAAGCAAGCCUGUUCUGGUGGAUGGUCAGCAGCCUGUCCCGAACCUCUUCCUGCCUCGGGAGUGACACUGCCCUCGGGGUCCCGUUUGUUUUAUUUGCUUUGUCCUGAGUUUUGGGUUGCGAUGGCCUUCCAGUGUCCGAUGGCCACAGCUUAGACCAUGAGUCUCCUGUUGGCCUCCUGUAGCUUUUUAUUUUUCAGUAAUUGUACGUUCAGGGGAAGUUGCAAAGAUCUGUACGGGAGGGCCCGUGUGCCCUUCGCCAGCCACCCCCCACCCCUCCCCGGUGUUCACAUCUACAGUAGCUGACGUUGGUGCAGUGCCCAGAGUUCAUCCAGACGUCACCAGCUCCACACACCUUGUGUGUGUCUGUGUGUAGCCCUCUGCCCUGGUGCCGCUUUGUGGAACCACCGCCACGGUCCAGACCCCCUCGUCCUACCCCUUUCUAGCCAUGCACGCCUCCUCUCCCCAUCCCUGUCCCCAGGCAGCCACCGAUCCGUUCCCCAUCUCCGUGACCGUCUUGGUCACCUGGCGUCACAUGCCUGGAAUCAUGCACCGCGUCUCCUCCUGAGGUUGCCUUUUGUCUCUCAGCCUCAUCUCCUUGUGGCUCACCCAGGUCAUUGUGCAUAUCAGCCAACCACUCUUCUUCAUCGCUAAGGAAUAUGCCAUGCCGUGUGUCACCACACCUCGACCGUUUAUCCACGCGGGGACGUUGGGAGCCUCCGGCUUGCAGCUCUUCGGGGUAAAGCUGCCGGGAGCAUUGUGCGCACGUGUCUGCGUGGAAGUGGACACCUGUGAGGACGAUCGCUGGGCCACCCCAUAAGUCCAGUUUUAGCUCUAAAGGAACUGCCAAACCAUCUUCCAGAGUGGCUGUGCCACUUGACUUCCCCGCCAGCAGUCUGAGGGAUCCGGCUUCUCCACAUCACCACCGGCAUCUGGCGUCGGCGCCACUUCCUGUUUUAGCCACUGGACAGGUGUGAGGCACCAGCUCAGUGUGCUUUUUAUUUGCAAACCUCCCCCCCGGCCCCCCACCCCCAAAUAGCUAACGCUGCUGAGGAGCCGGUCGUGGGCCUGUUUAUUUACCAUGUGUGUAUCAGCCCAGGUGAAAGGUCUGUGCAUGUGUUUUGCCCAUUUUCCACUUGGAUGAUCUUUUACUGUUGAGCGUUGGGAGUUCCUCUUACAUUCUAGGUGCGGAUCCUGUGUCGGUCAUGUGACGUGCAUGUAUUUUCUCCCGGGCUGUAGCUUGCCUUUCAUCCUCUUAAGGGGAUCUUUCACAGAGCACACAUAUUCACUUCUUAUGAGGUCCCGUUUGUCCGUUUUUUCCACUUACGCAUCAUGCCUUUGGUGUCAAGUCUAACUUGUUUGGGUUUUAGGGGACCAGCAUUCUGCCGUUAGGAACGUUGUUGCCGCCUCUGUGUCCCACCCCACUCCUCCUCUUCUUUCUUCUCCUUCUCCCUCUCACUCUCCCUCUGUCUUGACUUACAGCCCCGUGUAGAUCUCCGAUCUUGAUCUUGGCAGCGAUCUUGAUCUCCGAUCUUGGCAGCGACCUUAGCUGCCUUUUGUUUCAGCCUGUGCACUUGAUGGGCCGUCAGAGCGUCCAAGGCCUGGAGACCCGUCCUCACUCACCCGGCAGGUGAGCGACGGCGAGGACCACAGCCAAGCGGCCCUCAGCCCACGCCUUUUCCACUUCCCCGACACUUCUUGGGACACCACUUGGCCUACCGUGUCAGGGUGAAAUAGAUCCCGCUGGGGCACAGGUUAUGAAAGCGUUGGCAGUGACAGCCCAGUAGCAGUGCUCAGGGAAGCGUCUCUGUCAGGGGCAGUCUGAUACCAGGGGAGCUCCGGCCCUCCCUGUCCCGGAAGACAGGCGGUUCGUGCCUGUGGUCGGAUGCGUGGCAGUGUGCCGAGUCCUGACGCUUAAGCAAGCGUGUGUGAGGCGACUGGAGGGAAUCCGGGAGGGCUUCCUGGGGGAGAUUCCCCACACACAGCUCCCAGCCUCUUGGACCGCCAGGCCACCCGGAGAGCCCACACUGACGGCUGUGCCUUGGGAGGGGGAAAGGAGGGCACAGGGUCUGUUGGAUGUGGAAGCCGUUUACACCAGCUGACUUCCCCCCUUCCCCUCCUGCCCUCAGCGCCUGCUCCAGGACCCCAGGGAGGGGUGGAGCACCAGCCCACAGACUGCGGUGGGCCCGUGCUCAAGACAGGGGCUGUCCUCACCCGUCAGCUGGGCCUCAUGCUUCCUGUCACCUUCCUCUGGGAGGACACCAUCCUCAAACAUGGAAGGGGCGGGGGGCCCUGGGCCUGGAGUGGAAAGAGCCUCCAGAACAGGAUCCUUUCCCUCCCGGGAGCGCCAGCGAGUUCCCCGCCCCCGGCCUCUGGAUUGUUCUUCUCAGCCCAGACAUUCUUUCUCCCGAAAGCCACACGGCGCUCGCGCAUGCUCGCGCACUUUCUCUCUCUUCCCGAUCGCUAAGCCGAUGCCCGUCCAAACCAUCUCCUGCCCCAGAGCACCCGACAGACCACAUUUCCUGGCCCCCCUGCGUCUAAGCGGGGCUGCGGGGUGUGCACCCCAGUUUUGUGUCCCUUUCAGAGGUGGCCGAAAGAAGGCCUGCGUUUGCCCUCCUCUCUCUGCCUUUUCUGAGGCGGCAUCAGAAGUGACACGCGGCGACGGAGCAAGAUGGAAAGAUCCCGGAUCCCCGGGUCCGGACCCACAGAAGAGCUGGCUGCCCGGGUGAGCCUCCCCGCCAGGAGCCCCCACGGUGGGUUUUGUGUGAGCGAAGUAAACGUUCAAACCUUUUAUUCUGGCAAAUCACCGAGAUUUAGGUUUGUUUUUUUCUCAAAUAACUGCCGGAGUCGUUUACCCCACACAUCAUGUAAAUACCCUGGAAACGGGCCACAGAUAGGAAGUGUUCGAUGGGUGGCAAAGAUUACCGUGUCUACGGCUACCGUAUCUGUUAGCUUGAGUCCAAAUCGUCUUCUGCUUCGAUUUGAAGGGGACCACGGAAAAUGUCACCCGGGCUUGCUCCCUUCCUUCUCCGGGGAGAGUCACCCUACAGGGCAGGCGUCCCCCGACCGCUCGCUGUGGGAGUGAUCCCCAUCCCUUCCCGCCCCCUUCCUCGUUUCUUCCGAGCAGCCCUCGCGUUGGAUGCCGUCAGCCGCGCCCUCUUGACACCCACGAGAGUGUCAGCUCCCGGAAGGCAGGGACUGCGUCUGUCCGGGGCACUGGUCUGUCCCCUCGCACAGCGCGGGCGCUCAGUAACCUUUGCCAGAUGUUGACGAGAGAAAGAAAGCCGGGCUCGGGUUUCUGCUCUGCCCCUAGACAGGCGACCGUGGGCCAGUUACGUGGUCCCCGUGAGCUUGGAUUCAUCUGGGAAUCGGGCCAGUCGUUUGGCCGGGCAGGCGCACGAGUCCUGUGAAGGACCACGCCAGGUAUUUAUUGUGCGCCUACUGCAUACCGGUGCUUGUCGCCGGGAUACGGUUCGCACGUCGAAUGGGAGAGGGCCGGACGGCACAGGCAGCCUUGUCAGCGACUCCAGUGCAGGCACGAGCGUGGAUGCUGGGGGCGUAGUCGUCCGUGGGGGGCCUGUUCCGUCUCCUGCCUCUCUGACCCCCUCCCGUCUCUCGUUCCCACAAAGAUGAGAUUCCGAGAAGAAUCCAGAGAUUUGAUGGCAAUGCCGUGGGGUGGCCUGCCCUCUGCAGACACUGCGGAACGGCCUCAGCGGUACGUCGGGACCUUCUCGUAAUCUUCAGCACGAGAGAUGUAAGACCCCGUCUCAGGAGUGGAAGUGUUCUGAAGAGAAUGUCAGGCUCACAGGACACCGCCCCAUUUCCCAGUCCUAUCUGCGUUUCUGCGAAUGCGCCGCACCUCCCUGCCUUGAUUAGGACGGGGCCCCUCUUUUGCCGUGGCCUUUUGAUAUUUGACUUUGCACUCGAUGCCCCUAAAGCUAAUAGGAGCUGGCCUUUCAUUUCCAAAGGGUAGUUGGUCAAAUUAAUGAUCGCCAAAAGGCCAUAGUUAAUUUGCUGUCCUUCCUGUUUCUUUCCAUUAGUUUGCAAACCGGCAAAGUUCAGGAAAACUUGGGAGCAUAAAAGAGUAGGGAGCUAAUGAGGAAGCUGGCGGGUAGUUCUAGAUUUUUCCAAAGACUUGGGGGCCAUAGCCAAGGGAUGGUCGUGAGAUUGCACCAGCGAGAGAAACCAGCUCCCCGCGCGGCCGAGUCCUGGCCGUGGGCCCGCAGAGCCCCGGACAGCCUUUGAGUGGGUGCGUGUGUGACGCCGUGUAACUUGUCUUCCGCCCUCCGUGAGGGAUCCCAGGCCACACCCUCUGCCCCCGGCUCCAAGGCACCUUGCUCGCUCCGCAGGGGGAAGGGCUGAGGGCUCCGGGGAACAAGAGCAGCCUGCCUCCUUUCUCAGAAUAUAAAUACCGAUGAUCCGAACCUAGCCUGUAGUCGUCCAGAGCAAAGGGCUUUCACUAGCAUUUCCAGCUAAGCUGCAAAACACAUCGAACCGCUCCUCGAGGCAGAGAGGCCGGGGGUUCUGCAGCCCGAUGCCUCGGUGCCCCAAGGCCACCAGGCACGUGUCAGCCAUGCCGUCCCGUCACGAGCCGUGUCUGUGAACGGCACCCGCCCUGCGGGAGCACACGAUGCCAAGAAUCCAGACGCCUUGGUGGCGUCACCCUUCUUGGGAUAAAAUGAACGUCACCUUGCCCCUGGAGAACGACCCCUCACCCCCUCCUCAGUCCACGUGCUUCAGUUAGAGCCCUGGCCAUUCUUAGCCCCAGGCCCGCCCCUCCACACACAGACACACGCUUGUCAGUGCUGAACACCCUGCCAGUGGGCAGAGAACCAUUUAAAGGGCCCCCCGAUCCAUCUUCUAGACCAGGCGAUGAAGGACGAACUCGGAACCAAGCGGCAGUAAGCUGGUGGCUGGCAAAAGGAGGCACCGUGUUAAGUGCCUCUGCGGUAUUGCAAAGGAUCUUCCGUUCCCAGCCUGGGCUCGAUCUUUGCCCGGAGGCCAGGUUUUCCAUUGGAGAUUCCUUUGCCAUCUGGAGAAGCCGGGAAUGAGAAAACGGUUUUAUUUUCAAACCCGGCAAGUUACGGCUCUUUUGCAUUUUCCUUUCAAUUAAAAAUGGAAAAGUUUCCUUUUUAACCCA